Molecule: messenger RNA, 300 nt
Organism: Funneliformis mosseae
Lineage: Eukaryota; Fungi; Glomeromycota; Glomeromycetes; Glomerales; Glomeraceae
Source: the annotation of a GenBank genome assembly
AUGUACCUUAUUAAAGUUGAUAUUUAUGAAGAAGGAGGUCAAAUUUCCAUCUUUAAUAACGGAAAGGAAUCCCUAUUGAAUGCACAAGGACGAAAAUUCUAUAUGUUUUUUACAUCUUCAAAUUAUGAUGAUAAGGAAAAGAAAGUUUCUGGUGGUCGUAAUGGUUUCGGUGCUAAAUUAGCAAACAUAUACAGUACUGAGUUCAUUUUGGAACAGUUUCAACAAAAAAUAUCGCCAAACUUUCAGGAACCAUACGAACAACCAAUUCUCACUACUUGUUCCAAAAAUGCCGGUGAUUAA